This is a messenger RNA of Closterium sp. NIES-67, 2393 nucleotides long. The record is from the annotation of a GenBank genome assembly. Lineage: Eukaryota; Viridiplantae; Streptophyta; Zygnematophyceae; Desmidiales; Closteriaceae.
CAGUCUUCUCCUGAAUCUUGCAGCUUAGGGACGUAACACCAUCGAUCAUUACUUAGAACCCUCCCGUGUCUGGGGUUUCACGCACCCGUUGAACCCGUCGAGAAGGAUAUAAGGGGAUUUUGUUCUUUUCUUACAAAGUUGGAAGUCAAUAGUGAGGCAAGAAAGCGGCCUUACGUGCGGGAAAAGUCCAGCCGCGCGCAAUCUCGAUGGGAAAGCGAACGACGGUUAUUGUUGGGAAGCGUGCGAUCAACGAGAUGGCGAUACCAGUGCCCGCGCCGGCCGAAGCGGCUGCGGAAAUCGACAUUGGGAGCGUCUCGAAAGCGCAGAGGGAGUCGCGGCGUGUAUAUGCGCGCAAGAAGAAGCGGGUUUCUGAAGAAGAAAGAGGAAAAUCCUUCAAGAAGCAGAACGUCGCGAGCGGAGCUAAUAAUGAGGACGCGGAUAGUGGAAAAGCCCUAAUGGUUUACGAAGCCCCGGCGGGUUCUGAAUUAAAGGGUUCCGAAAACAUGGAUGUUGAAGACGAGCCGCGAGUUGAGAUCACUCCGUUAGCCCUUGUGCCUUUGGAAGAACCGAGGAAACAGGCGACGGAGUUGCGCAUGCUACACUCGUACUCGUUGUUAAUAACGAGUGAGUUUACAGCGGAGAUGAGGGAGAUGGCGGGAGGACCCGAAACGGCGAGAAUAACUCGCGCUGGGAGAAGGAAGGCAACGGAAGGGAGAGAAGUUGGAGGAGUGGGAAGCGGUGCUGGAGGAAGUAGUGGGGGGGGAGAAGUAAGGAUGGAGUGGGUGGGUAAGGAAGUGAGGAAGGGGCUGGGAAGGAAGGGAAAGGGGAAGGUAUCAACUCGUGACGUAUCGGUGGCGGGAGGCAGUGACUGGGAGACGGAGCGUGAGAAAGCGGAGAGGGAGCGCAAGGAAGCGGACAAGGAGCGCGAGGAAACGGGCAAGGAGCGCGAGGAAGCGGAGGGUGGGCGAGAGGAAGCGGAGGCGGAGGCUUGGGGUAAAUCAGAGUUGAAAGUGGUGCUGGGGGAAGUGGUAGAGACGGUAGAGGCGGUAGAGGCGGAGGAAGUGGUACAAGCGGAGGAGGUGGAGCGGGCAGGUGCGGCGUUAGAGACGGAGGAGGCAGUAAAGGCGGAGAAGGCGGAAGAGGCGGAGGAGGCGGAGGAGGUGGAGCGUGCAGUUUGCAAAGAGGUUCACUAUGAGGCGCCUAAAAACGCGGCGGUAGAGGCGGUAGUGGCGGUAGAGGCGGAGGAAAUGGCGGAAGGGUUGGGCAAGCGGUCAGGCCCGGAAGGGAAGAUGGGGCUUCAGGAGAUGGGAGGCGCGCGGAAGCAGGCCAGGGAGCUGCGCAUGCUGCACUCGUCGUCGUUGCUGAUGGCGUUGGGAGCCGGGGGACGGAGGCGGUGUCUGCGCCGGCAGCAGCAGGCGGCGGAGGGAGUGGGAGGAGGGGGGGGAGUGGGAGGAGAAGGAGGAGUGGGAGGAGAAAAAAGAGGGAGAGGAGGAAGGGUGAGAGGGGAGCGAAGAACAAGAGGAGAACGAAGAGCAGAAGGCGAAGAAGGAAUAGCGGAAGGAGAAGAGGCGGAAAGAGCGGAGGCGGAAGGAGAGGAGGAGGCAGAAAUGGAUCUGGUGGAGGUGGCGCGCAUGGGCGGGGAGUACCUGGGGGGGGACGGGUACGAGGACCUGGACCACUUUUUUGUGUUCGAGCACGACAAGUACGACCGCGAGGACUUCGUUUCUGCGCUCGCUGAAGGCAGCCUGAGGGAAUACCCCUUCCCCCGCCCCGUGCCCUUCCCCUCCCCCUUCCCUGGUGAUCCCAGCCCGAGAGAGUUCCCCUUCCCCUUCCCUGACGUGGGAGCAGGGAGGGCUGCUUCCCUUUGAGGUACUCAACUGCAUCAUGGAAGGGGGGGGAGAGUGGGGGAGGGGGAGGUAGCGCGCAUGGGCAAGGAGUACCUGGGGGGGGACGGGUACGGGGACCUGGACCACCUCUUUGUGUUCGAGCACGACAAGUACGACUGCGAGGACUUUGUCUCUGCACUUGCUGAAGGCAGCCUGUGGGAAUAGCCCUUCCUCCACCCCAUGCCCUUCCCCUCCCCCUUUCCCCUCCCCCCUUCCCCCUUCCGCCUCCACCCUUCCGCCUUCCCCCUUCCCCCUUCCCCCUUCCCCCUCCCCCCUGCCCUGCCUUCCCUCUCUCAAUACUGUCAAUUUGCUAUCCUGAUGGGGUCUGUCUAGAGUUUGGAACCCUUGCACGCCCCUUUCCCUCUUGCUCCUUGUUGAUAACUAGCGUAGCUGCCCCUUGCUGCCUUGCUUGACAGGUGGCCAGAGACAGCCGAGUGUAACACGUUUGCAUCAUUGAUCAUGUUAACUUAUUCCAGCACUGCUUACAUAUAAAGUGUUGCCCGCGUA